CACAUCGGUAGCGGCCGGCUAGGUAGUCACAUGUCAUGCUUGUGAGCGUACAAAUUCGUGUUUAAUCACGAUGGCACUCUUCGUCGUUGCUAGGGCUAAUAAAAAUUAAAAAAAUAUAAAAGAUAGAGCGGGAAAGUAUUUUUUAAUGUUUUAUCCACAAUGUUUGAUUUAUUAAUUUAAAUUUAAAAAGUUUGUUAAAACAAGUUCACUGACAAAGAAAAAUGAAAAUAAUAUCACUUCUUCGUGACUGUGUUGAUUUACUUAAGAGGCGCUUUUUUUUGAUUUCAUGGAUCUCAUUAGUUGUAUACCUAUUUUAUGAUACGUUCAUGUAUUACAAAUAUGGACGAAAAUUUUAUCACCUAAGAAAAAUAUUAGGGUUAGGUUUGUAUACUUCCCGCGGCACGGCAUCUGUUCUAAACCUAUGUUGUGCGCUAAUUCUGCUGCCAUUAUGCAAGAAACUUAAUCAAAUUCUGUACAGGAUUCUGUCAAAACUUUGGCCAGGACUAUUCUUUUUCUGGUUAGAGAAGGCUAAAAGUUUUCACAUGACUGUUGCUGUUACACUAUUAUUUUUUGCAGUAUUACAUUCCAUUUCCCACUUUGUAAACUUGUGGAAUUUCUCAAGAGGCUACGACGAAGAAUGGACCGAGAUUAACUUCGCAAACUAUAGAGGCGAGAACCCGGUAUUCCUAUUGUUAACCAUGACUGGCAUGACGGGGGUCUCGAUGCUGCUGAUAGUGUUGUGCAUGGGUGCUACGUCUAUGAGGAUAGUCCGGCGGAGGGUUUACAACGCGUUCUGGUACACGCAUCAGCUGUACCUGCCGUUUUUGGUGCUACUUAUUAUUCAUCCUUUAAGCGGUGUGUUGAAAGAAGAAAUUAUAGAAGAACCUAGUCAAUAUCCUAGUCAUAUAGAAAAUUGGACCACCAAUUCCACUGUGAAAGAUAAUCCAAAGUUUAUAGCAAUAAAAUCGAAGACUUGGCUGUGGAUAUCUUUACCGCUGAGCUGUUUCUUGUUAGAUCUGUUAUGGCGGGUAUUUACAAGGAAUCGGGCCAGAGUGGAUAUAUUAGAAGUAAGUCACAUGUCCGGCCGCACUAUCAGCCUGCGGCUGAGUUGCCCACACAAGCGGUUCGCGUGCCGCGCGGGACAGUACGUGUUGCUGCAGUGUUUGGACGCAUCGCUUAUAGAGUGGCAUCCGUUCACUGUUGUUAAGGUUCCUACAUCAAACCAAAGAAAUUUUGUAGUAUGGAUAAGAGUGAAAGGCGAUUGGACUGAGACACUAGAGAAGCUGUUGUUAGAAAAAGGAAUUAAUAAAUUAAGUAUGCUAGUGGACGGCCCGUUCUCGAGCCCAAUGGAGAGUGUGGGCCGCAGCGACGUCGCGAUCUGUGUCGCAGCUGGAGUCGGCAUCACUCCAUUCGUAACCACGUUACAUCACAUGUUAAUGUUCCCAAGAAGUCGACUGCCAGGUCGAAUACACCUUGUAUGGAUAGUAAGACACGAGAAAGAGCUAACUUGGCUCGCAGAUUUGGCAAACAAGAUUCUACUACAACUACGCAACGCCAACAGACCUGACAGAUUACAUCUCGAACUGUACGUCACAAAUAGAGACUCCACAUUAAACCAUAUAGUAACAGUCAACGAGAAAGGUCGACUUUCCCAUCUCUUAGAUAGAGUCAAUGAGAAAAAUGGACUUCCUCAUAUAGAUAGAGUUGAUGAAAAAGCGACUCUAUUGACACCUAACUUGAAAAGGUCGUAUAAAGAUGGCAGAGACGACGAGUAUGACGUGGCAAAGGAGUAUCCGCUCCUCGGAUGUAGAGUUAGGCGAGGCAGGCCGCAUUGGGAUAGAGUUUUCGGAUACUGGGUUCAUUUAUAUCCGGAAAACCGUCUGAAUCUUUACUGCUGCGGCCCAAAAAAACUAGUGAAGUCGUUACGAGAUAAAUGUAAAGAAAUUUCUCGUGACACCAAAACUAAAUUCACGUUUGUCCACGAGGGCUUCUCCUAAUCACAUUUUAACAAAUAUAACUCAUUUAUAACCGUUUA
Messenger RNA from Manduca sexta (tobacco hornworm), 2035 nucleotides. Its product is annotated as NADPH oxidase 4. The transcript is spliced from 12 exons. Gene Ontology annotation, molecular function: superoxide-generating NAD(P)H oxidase activity. Gene Ontology annotation, cellular component: NADPH oxidase complex; plasma membrane. Gene Ontology annotation, biological process: defense response; superoxide anion generation. The record is from RefSeq and is a predicted model, not a curated record. NCBI's taxonomy places the organism in Eukaryota, Metazoa, Arthropoda, Insecta, Lepidoptera, Sphingidae. Bases 222 to 1997 code for a protein of 591 amino acids.